Phialemonium atrogriseum is the source of this 447-nucleotide messenger RNA. RefSeq names its product 40s ribosomal protein s17. The coding region runs from base 1 to 447 and encodes 148 amino acids. Gene Ontology annotation, biological process: translation. The transcript is spliced from 3 exons. Gene Ontology annotation, cellular component: ribosome. Lineage: Eukaryota; Fungi; Ascomycota; Sordariomycetes; Cephalothecales; Cephalothecaceae. The record is from RefSeq and is a predicted model, not a curated record. Gene Ontology annotation, molecular function: structural constituent of ribosome.
AUGGGUCGCGUUCGCACAAAGACAGUCAAGAAGUCCGCCAAGGUCAUCAUUGAGCGGUACUACCCCAAGUUGACCCUCGACUUCGAGACCAACAAGAGGAUCUGUGAUGAGAUCGCCAUCAUCGCCUCCAAGCGCCUGCGCAACAAGAUUGCCGGCUACACCACCCAUCUCAUGAAGCGUAUCCAGCGUGGACCCGUCCGCGGUAUCUCCUUCAAGCUCCAGGAGGAGGAACGUGAGCGCAAGGAUCAAUACGUUCCCGAGAUCUCUGCUCUUGACUUCACCCAGAACUCGGAGAGCGGCCAGCUUGAUGUUGAUACCGAGACCAAGGACCUGCUCAAGCACCUCGGCUUCGAUACCAUCCCCGUCAACGUUGUCCCCGUUACCCAGACCCAGGCUCUCGAGCGUGGCGGCCGUCAAUUCGGCAACCGCCCCCCUCGCCGGGACUAA